Molecule: messenger RNA, 648 nt
Organism: Elephantulus edwardii (Cape elephant shrew)
Lineage: Eukaryota; Metazoa; Chordata; Mammalia; Macroscelidea; Macroscelididae
Product: protein kintoun-like
Exons: 2
Coding region: 1-648 (215 amino acids)
Source: RefSeq, a predicted model, not a curated record
AUGACAGCCACGGAAAAGUUGUUUGUCAAUGAAGAAAAUGUUAAUGAGUUAAUUGAAGAUGUUUUGAGUUCUCCACUCCAACAGAAAAUAUCUGUAGCCCCACCAUUAAUUGAAGUUCUUCAGAUCACUGACAGUAAUAUUCAAAUUCAUACACAGUCACAAGAAUGUCCUAACUCUGAUCAACUUGAUGUAAAAGAAGGGGCCUAUGAUGGAAGAAAUAAUUUGACUCAAAAUGAAAAUACAGAACAUCUAAUCACCACUACAGCUGAUUCUGAUUCAUCACUAGCAGUAGACAUUAGUGGUUCAGUUACAUGCUUGCAGCAAGAGUCUGUUGAUGUUUCACAAGUGCUAUCUGGAAAAUCUCAGCAAUCUGAGUCAGAAAUGGAACCUGGAUUCCUGAAAGAAAAAUGUGCUGUUAACAUAAAUGAGGAAAAACCCAAUUUAAAAGAACCAGUAGCAACUGGAGAGAAAGUAUUAGAUCGAGAUCAACCAUCUUUACUACAGAACAAAACUACAGCUCACCAUAUACCUGCUUUUGAAAGCAUAAAAGAAACCAAUAUGCAGGAUGGUAGUGUACAAAUUAUUAAAGAUCAUGUAACUCACUGUGCAUUCAGUUUUCAGAAUUCUUUACUCUAUGACUUAGACUAA